AUGCCCGCGCCGGCCUGCAUUUGCGACCCGCCUCCUCCUCCUCCUCCACCCCCUCCUCCACGAGCGUCACUCGGCCCCGCCCACGCAGCUCCUCAGUCGCCGCCCGGCAGUGGCCACGCCUCUUCCGUGUCGUCGCCAGUGUCGUCUUCGUCCGACGAUGACGCCAACAACAAUGCGACAACGACGACAACAUUGGGCGGCAGUGGUGGUGGUGGUGGCGGCGGCCACGUGAAGCGGCUGCGGUUGUCCAGAGUGGUGGACAAGCUUGCCCACCGCUUUCGCCAACAGUUGGCCAGAGGCAUGGCGGGUGUGGCUGCCAGCCCCGCCUCUUCUCCUGCUACUGCUGCCCCCGCCUCCUCCUGCAUCACUACUGCCAACACUCUCUUGGCGUCCAUUCACAGCUCCAACAAUAAUCAUCAUCAUCACGACCUUGGUGUGGAUGGUGCAGAGGAUGUCAGAGUCCAGGUGAGUGGGUGUGUGGAUGAGCCAUCACCAAUGGAUGACAGUGGGAUGGAGGCAGAUCAUGACCAGGACCAUCAUCAUCAUCAGCACCACCUACACCAUGCACACCACACUGGAUUCUUAGCAGUGACUGUGAGUGUGGCACCUGACAGUGGUGUCAGCAGUGGUGGUGGUGGUGGUGGACGCACCAACUGUGCUGAUGUCUUCAGGUUUGACACUGCAGACAGGGAAAAGUACUUGGAUGAGAUCUCAGAGGAGGAGGAGGAUGAUGAUGAUGACAGGGAUGAAGAAGAUGAUGAGGAUGAAGUGUUUAGUCCUGGUGGCUCAUCCCAGAGGUCACCAUUGAGCAGUGCUGACUCUCCACUCUUGUCUGCAGAGUCCCCAGCACACAACAUAAGCAUCAGUCCCCUGAGACUCUCUGCCACCAACCAUCAUCACCAACAGGAUGGAGGAAAACAAGCACCAGGUUUCCCAGUGUGCACUUGCCACAGGUGCAGAGCAUUGGUGUCACAUGUGGGAUUGGACCAACACCACCUCUUGCCACCCAGACACCACCACCAUCAUCAUAGACACCAUCACCACCACCACAGAGUGACAGGGGCCUCAGGGACUACCAUAACAUCCACCACUGGUCCCCACAGACUUGGGUCCCAUUCACCAUCACCCAAGUCACCAUCUUCACCUUACCUGUCUGCCCAGUACCUGUCUGAGUUGUACAGGCGCAGGAGUCACUCAGACUCUGACCUGCAGCAGUGGGGAGACCAUCAGCAGCAGCAGUCACCCAUUCAGCAGCAAGUGGUGGUGCCACAAGUACCAUUGAUUCAGCAGCACCAGCAGCCAUCAGUGAGCAGCAGUACCAGUGCCACCAGGACCUCUUCUGUGGCUGGCAGAAGGCGCAGACACCCACCACUCAACCCCAUUUUCAUCCCCAAGAGUUCCAGUUCUGGCAAUGUGGUUGCCUUUAGUAGUGGUGCUGGUGGUUCCUCUUGUUUCCCACUAACCCAGGACUCACCCUUGGACCUGAGCCUGAAGACAGGCUCAGCAACCAGUUUCACUGGUUCAGAGUCCUCAAGCUGCAGCUCAUCAGCCAUCACUAGUGACCAGUCCUCACACCAGGUGGCGCGACAGCAGCAGCAACACCACUCCUGUCAAAUAUGUGGCCAGCAAUUCACUCAUGCAGACCGCCUAACAAAACACCUGUCAUCCCGCCACCAAAACAGCACCAAACCCCGCAAGGACCAUGUGGACAAGGACAGAAGUGAAAGUGAAGGAGGAGGAGACCUGGUGUUGUCUGAUAGUGGGGCAUCUUCUCCUGCUGCUUCAACUACUAGUGCAGGUGGCAGCACUGGUAGUGGCAAGGCAUACUUGUGUGACAUCUGCAAGAGGUCAUUCACACGGUCAGACAUGUUGACGCGACACAUGCGACUACAUACUGGGGUGAAACCAUACACUUGCCGGGCUUGUGGACAGGUGUUCUCCAGGUCAGACCACUUGUCAACCCACCAAAGGACCCACACUGGAGAGAAGCCAUACCGGUGUCCCCAGUGUCCCUAUGCUGCUUGCAGAAGAGACAUGAUCACGCGACAUCUGCGGACGCAUGCGAGAAGCGACCAAUCAGGGGGCGGGGACGGAGACGAGACUCCUCCCAGUCUGGGCGUCGCUGCUGCCACAAGCGCCGCCUCCUCCUCCUCGGCAGGCACGCCCCCUUUCUCGCCCACUGAAGCCCUCACUGCGUUGACUGUCACUUCUCCCACUGGCUUCCCCACCAGGGGGCCAUGAAAUGGCUGGAAUUCAAAAACCAAAAAAUAUAUGAAGGGCUUCAGACUACAGCGCCCUCUUUUCCAGACUGUGCGUCUCUCCAGAAAUUGAAAAAGGGGGGCGUGUUCACAAUUGGAUAUCACCCCCUUUUUUUUCUUGAUGUUGGCUGUUCUUGUGAGGGUUGAUGUGAAAAAAAUAAAGAAACAGAAUCUUGUGCAAGAAAGGAAGAGAGAUAGAGAGGAAACCAGAGAGAGGGUGAGAGAGAGAGAAAGAGAGAAAGAAAGACAGACAGACGUUCCAGAAGCUCAGAAUUGUGAUUUGAUAAGAAAAGAAAACUCUAUGGUGUCCCCCAGAGUAUAUUUGAAACCUCUUCUCAAUCUUUUUUGCUUUUGUUUUCCAUCCCAGGUUGAUUCAUUUAUUUUUUACAAACUGGGCUGUUGGACAUCAAUUCAUUCCACCCAAAAAAGAAAGAGACACUGGUUAUUUUAGUUCCAUUCAGAUUCAGCCAAAAAAAGAAGGUGCAUUUAGAGGAAAUUGAUUCUUUGGUACAGGGUUCAGCACAAAAAAGAAAGAUAAGAGAUGUUAUGUUCCUGUGAUACCAGAGUGUGGGGAGGGG
Notodromas monacha is the source of this 2836-nucleotide messenger RNA. Lineage: Eukaryota; Metazoa; Arthropoda; Ostracoda; Podocopida; Cyprididae. The record is from the annotation of a GenBank genome assembly.